AUGUUCAGAAAUUGGAUCAGUUUUGUUGAUGCCUGCCACCAAUUAGUAAAGCCAAGCAUCACGUUCUCUGACAUUGAUGAUGGCCAUAAAUUUCUUCAAGAAUUCUGUACUGAGUACCAGCGUAUUUACACUCCAACUAUUCUCACCUGUAACAUGCAUUUACAUCUCUAUCUUUGCGAGACCAUCCGUGAUUUUGGACCAGUAUAUGGAUAUUGGCUCUUUGGGUUUGAGCAAUAUAAUGGUCUGCUAAAGAACGUGAAUACAAACAGAAAAGAUUCCUUUGAGGUUACAUACAUGAAUAGUUUCGUCCAAGAUACAUUCAAAGACUAUCAGCCUUCAUCCAAGCAUACUCAAACCCUUCUCUUCCAGUUCUUGGCAAUGAACCUCUUCCUCUAUCUGCAUUUCCUCUCCAUAUCGAACCCAUCAGCAAUGAGUGAUGUCAACUAUCCUCGUUUGCUUGAUUACUAUAAAGUCGCAUACUGCAUGCCAAAGCUUGAAGGUUACCAGCAUCCCUCCUCUCCAUUCUCCUUUGUCAACAACCAAAUCAUAAAGUUGAAAUCAAUCAAUUUGCUUGGUCAGGUUUACAAAGGCUGCAAAUAUGCUUCUGGUCGUGGCUCAUUUGUUCAAUCUCUGUUCCUUGGAAGUCAAGGCAAUAAUCAGUUGGCAUACACUGGCCAAAUUCAGUAUCUGUUCUUGCACUCUUUCACUCCACCAGUAGACAACACAGAGCUCCAAGCACUUAUCAUUUAUCAAGAUAAACACGUGUUUGUGUUUGUUAAGUAG
Molecule: messenger RNA, 783 nt
Organism: Phycomyces blakesleeanus NRRL 1555(-)
Lineage: Eukaryota; Fungi; Mucoromycota; Mucoromycetes; Mucorales; Phycomycetaceae
Exons: 2
Coding region: 1-783 (260 amino acids)
Source: RefSeq, a predicted model, not a curated record